Molecule: messenger RNA, 1038 nt
Organism: Fraxinus pennsylvanica
Lineage: Eukaryota; Viridiplantae; Streptophyta; Magnoliopsida; Lamiales; Oleaceae
Source: the annotation of a GenBank genome assembly
AUGGGCUUGGAGAGGGAAAAUUUCUAUCACUCAGGACCCUUGCAUCUGACAACAGUUGACUGGACAAAUGCCAGUCACCGAAGGUCCGUUUCAGCUAGUUUAGUUCAGAGUGUUUACAUUUUAGAGCGGGAUCGACAGGAGAAGCGUGAAGGAACUGAAGCCCUUGCCCCUCCUUGGUGGAAGUUCUUCAAUUUUCAGCUAUACAGACAACUUAUUGAUGAUGCCGAUUCUUCCAUCUUUGGUGCUAUCUAUCAACUCAGUUGCACUGCAUCAAGCAAUUGCCCUUCAGCACAACAAGCCCCUCGGUACGUCAUCGUUUUUCGAGGCACUAUUACCAAAGGGGGUGCAUUUUCACGAGACCUCGAAAUGGACAUUCACGUUAUUCAAAAUGGUCUUCACGGGACAUCUCGCUUUGAGAUAGCCAUACAAGCUGUCCGACAUGUGGUGGCCACCUUUGGAAAUUGUGGUGUUUGGUUAGCUGGCCAUUCACUAGGGUCGGCCAUGGCAAUGCUUGCUGGGAAGAAUAUGGCGAAGAGUGGCGUCUUUCUUGAAGCAUUUUUGUUUAACCCUCCAUUCUUUUCGGCCCCAAUCGAGGGUAUCAAAAAUAAAAAGGUGAAACACGGGAUUAGAAUUGCGGGCAGUGUGAUUACUGCUGGACUUGCUUUUGCUAUGAAACAUAAGAACACGAACAAUCGGUCGGCAGAUUCAUUUGUUUCCUUGUCGAGUUGGUUGCCAUGUCUGUUUGUCAACCCGGCUGAUCACAUUUGCUCAGAGUACAUAGGGUACUUUGAACACCGGAAAAAGAUGGAGGAAAUUGGGAUAGGAGGUAUCGAAAGGUUGGCAACCCAACACUCUAUUGGGGGUCUUUUAUUGAAUGCAAUGGGUAAAAAGGAGUCGGACGAGCCACUGCACCUUAUUCCCUCAGCAAAUCUGACGGUUAAUCGCACUCCGUCACAGGACUUCAAAGAUGCUCACGGUAUUCACCAGUGGUGGCGACCUGAUCUGAAUCUUGAGUCAAAAGUUCAUUAUUACAAGUGA